Molecule: messenger RNA, 2287 nt
Organism: Pelobates fuscus (common spadefoot toad)
Lineage: Eukaryota; Metazoa; Chordata; Amphibia; Anura; Pelobatidae
Gene: UGP2
Product: UDP-glucose pyrophosphorylase 2
Exons: 10
Coding region: 479-2005 (508 amino acids)
Biological process (GO): UDP-alpha-D-glucose metabolic process; glycogen metabolic process
Cellular component (GO): cytoplasm
Molecular function (GO): UTP:glucose-1-phosphate uridylyltransferase activity
Source: RefSeq, a predicted model, not a curated record
GAUGGACUGCCACUCCUAUUACUCAAAGCCAAAGGGCUCAUCUUUGCUGGUCACCUAAUGCAGUGUGCUUCGAUAAUGCAACGAGCAAGUCAAUACAUUGCUCCCAUUGCAGGAAAGGCGGAGGAUAGAGAGAAUACGUGCAGUAUGAGACCUGGCCUCCUCUGGGCUGUCACAUGCCAUGGCAAGCACGCCCCCACACCCAUUGAUGAAAUGUACAUGUCGAGUUUGUACCCCUGGCCAGUGGAUUCAGAGAGGUUUUCCUACACACCGCGUACCCUGGCGGUUAGCUGCUAUAGAACUCACUCACUGCUCCCAGUAGUCUCGGUGACAGCCAUCCCCUCCUGUACUGUCCCAUUUAAUGCCUGCUAAUUGAUAUUUUGUUAUACCUGAUCACUCUCACCUGUGAGACUCUGCUGUGGAAUUCUGUGUUUCCUAAUUCAUUCCGUGUGUAAACUAUAUUGGCAAAGCAUCUGAAAAGAUGUCUUCGUUAGCAGGAGACUUAAGCAAAGCAAUGUCGGGGGGAGGGAUGUCCCCAUUUCAAGAGGCCAUACGGCAGGAGCUGGAGGCAGCCAUGAAAGCAGAUCUGGAAAGAAUACUUUCUACAGCACCUGAGUCGGAACUGGAGCACAUUAAGAAGGAUAUUGCCGGGUUCCAGAGCCUGUUUCACAGAUUUUUGCAAGAUAAAGGCCCAUCAGUGGACUGGGGAAAGAUACAGAGACCUCCAGAGGAUUCUAUCCAGCCAUACGAGAAGAUUAAAGCAAAAGGAAUUCCAGACAACAUUGCAUCUGUUCUGAACAAGCUGGUUGUAGUAAAACUCAAUGGCGGUUUAGGUACCAGCAUGGGUUGUAAAGGUCCAAAAAGUCUAAUUGGUGUUCGCAACGAGAAUACCUUCCUUGAUCUCACCGUGAAACAGAUAGAGCACUUGAAUGUGACCUACAACACACAAGUUCCCCUGGUUCUUAUGAAUUCCUUCAACACUGAUGAAGAUACAAAAAAAAUAUUACAGAAAUACAGCCACAGUCGAGUGAAGAUUUAUACUUUUAAUCAAAGCAGAUAUCCGAGAAUUAACAAGGAGUCACUGCUUCCAAUAGCCAAGGACUUGUCAUAUUCUGUUGAGAAUGCAGAGACCUGGUACCCUCCGGGUCACGGCGACAUCUAUGCUAGUUUUUAUAACUCCGGUCUUUUGGACACACUCUUGGAAGACGGGAAGGAAUAUAUUUUUGUUUCCAACAUUGACAACCUCGGGGCCACUGUGGACCUUCACAUCCUGAACCACCUUAUGAACCCCCCGAAUGGGAAGCGCUGUGAAUUUGUCAUGGAAGUUACAGAUAAAACGAGGGCAGAUGUUAAGGGAGGUACGCUCACUCAGUGUGACGGGAAGCUGAGACUGGUGGAGAUUGCCCAGGUCCCCAAAGCACACGUUGAUGAGUUCAAAUCUGUGUCCAAAUUUAAGAUCUUUAACACAAACAACUUGUGGAUCUCUUUGUCUGCAAUCAAAAGGCUACAGGAAGCCAAUGCAAUUGACAUGGAAAUUAUUGUUAAUCCAAAGACUUUAGAUGGAGGACUAAAUGUUAUUCAGCUGGAAACCGCUGUUGGUGCUGCAAUUAAAAGUUUUGAGAAUUCUUUGGGUAUCAAUGUUCCCCGAAGCCGUUUCUUGCCUGUGAAGACCACGUCGGAUCUCCUGCUCGUUAUGUCUAACUUGUACAGUCUGAACGCUGGCUCCUUGACAAUGAGUGAGAAGAGAGAGUUCCCUACAGUUCCUCUAGUCAAAUUGGGAAGUUCUUUCACUAAGGUUCAAGACUAUCUGAGAAGGUUUGACAACAUACCAGAUAUGCUGGAGCUGGAUCACCUCACUGUGUCAGGAGAUGUGACUUUUGGGAAAAACGUGGCACUAAAGGGUACAGUGAUCAUUAUCGCCAAUCAUGGCGACAGAAUAGACAUCCCUCCCGGAGCAGUAUUGGAGAAUAAAAUAGUGUCUGGAAACCUGCGGAUCCUGGAUCACUGACCCGGUGUACAAUUUUAUGGAUUAUACGUAGUACACUUGACUGAUUCUUACGCAAACGGAUAGUGUUUAGGAAAUAUGUACUUUAAACUUUUCUUCCACCUCACCUUUCAGUAUUGUAGUUUGUCUGUGUACUGUAGAAUAUAUUUAAUAAAACCCCCUGAUCAUUUCGAAGCAAUACAUAAAAGGAAAAAUGUAGUAAUGUCCACACAUGUUAAUGUGGGAGACUACUUUAUGUGCAAUACCGUCCUUACCAGUGAAAAAAAUAAAAAGGACAAAAUACCA